Phragmites australis (common reed) is the source of this 1195-nucleotide messenger RNA. RefSeq lists its product as uncharacterized. The coding region runs from base 113 to 1195 and encodes 360 amino acids. The record is from RefSeq and is a predicted model, not a curated record. NCBI's taxonomy places the organism in Eukaryota, Viridiplantae, Streptophyta, Magnoliopsida, Poales, Poaceae. The transcript has 2 exons.
CCUGAUCUCAACUUUAAUGAAGCACCAGAAAAGACAGAAGCCUCCAUCGAUCGAUCUCCCGCGCAUAUAUAUAAGAGUCCCUCAUCACCUCGAAGGCUAGAGCAGCACCUACAUGUUACAACGAGCAAUUCAUUCAUCGUACACUUACACCUCGCCUCGAUCGAUGAUGGCGCCUGCGAGGCGUGGCGGCGUCAUUGCUGCUCUGCUGGUAGCGGUGCUGGCGUGCGGCGCGGCCUCGGCGGCGUCGUCCGGGCCACGGAAACCUCGCUCGCCCUCCAUGGUGUCGAAGCCGGGGGACCCCAGGACGCUCCCGCCCCACGCCAAGUACACGACCGUCGUCACGAACCGGUUCCACAAGCGCGACUACGAGAUCACCUGCACCACUGAGUACGGCUCCGCCUGCUACAUCAAGUGCCCUGCCCGGUGCCCCAACAAGUGCCUCGCCUACUGCGCCUACUGCCUCACCUUCUGCCUAUGUGAUUUCAUGCCGAGCACGUCGUGUGGCGACCCGCGCUUCACCGGCGGCGACGGCAACACCUUCUACUUCCACGGGAAGAAGGACGAGAGCUUCUGCUUGGUCACCGACGAGCGCGUCCACGUCAACGCGCGCUUCAUGGGCAACCACAACGCCGCCUCCGGGCGGGACUUCACGUGGGUAAAGGCGCUCGGCGUCACCUUCGGCGACGGCCACCGCCUCUACAUCGGCGCCCGGAAGGCCGUCGAGUGGGACGAGGACGAGGACCACGUGCAGAUGGCGCUAGACGGCGAGCCCUUCAACGUAGAGGCCGCCAAGAACGCGCGGUGGGUGUCGAAGGUCGUGCCGGGGCUCUCGAUCACGCGCACCGACGCCGCCAACGCCGUCACCGUUGAGCUCGACGGCGUGUUCAGCAUCUCCGCCAACGCCGUGCCCAUCACCGAUGACGAGUCCCGCAUCCACAGCUACGGCAAGACCGGGACAGACAGCCUCGUUCACCUCGAUCUCCAGUACAAGUUCUUCGGCCUCGCCAAGGACGUCGAUGGCGUGCUCGGCCAGACCUACCGGCCGGACUACAUCAACACGCUGGACGUCAGCGCCAAGAUGCCCGUCAUGGGUGGCACGGAGAAGUACCUCUCGUCAGGCCUCUUCGCAACGGACUGCGCUGUCUCCCGGUUCCGCCGCCCUAGCGCCGGCGGCGUCGUCACGUUCGCCUCGUAA